CCCCCGCCCCCCGCGUCCCGCCCCCGCCCAGCCUCCCGCUCAGUGCGCGCCGCGCCUCGCUCCCGAGCGCACAGGCGCCGGCUCCGCCAGCCCAGCGGCCGCGCCGGCGAUGCGGGGCCGCCCCGCGCCCGCCCGUCUCCCGGCCCCGGCGCCCGCGGGAAGGCGCUGAGCCCCCCGCCGCCGUCCGGAUGGCGAGUGUCGCCGCGCUCGCCCUGUGCCUGCUCCUGCGGCUGCAGCGGCCGUGGCUGCCCGGCGCCCGCGCGCAGAGCGCCGCAGGCGGCUGCUCCUUUGACGAGCACUACAGCAACUGCGGUUACAGCGUGGCCCUGGGCACUAAUGGCUUUACCUGGGAGCAGAUUAACACGUGGGAGAAGCCAAUGUUGGACCCAGCAGUGCCCACAGGUUCCUUCAUGAUGGUGAACAGUUCCGGAAGGGCCUCGGGCCAGAAAGCCCACCUUCUCCUGCCCACCUUGAAGGAGAAUGACACCCACUGCAUCGACUUCCACUACUACUUCUCCAGCCGUGACAGGUCCAGUCCUGGGGCCUUGAAUGUCUAUGUAAAGGUCAACGGCGGACCCCAGGGGAACCCCGUGUGGAAUGUGUCUGGGGUUGUCACCGAGGGCUGGGUGAAGGCAGAGCUUGCCAUCAGCACUUUCUGGCCACACUUCUACCAGGUGAUAUUUGAAUCCGUCUCUUUGAAGGGUCAUCCUGGCUACAUCGCUGUGGACGAGGUCCGGGUCCUUGCUCAUCCAUGCAGAAAAGCACCUCACUUUCUGCGGCUCCAAAAUGUCGAGGUAAACGUGGGGCAAAAUGCCACAUUUCAGUGCAUUGCCGGUGGGAAGUGGUCUCAGCAUGACAAACUUUGGCUCCAGCAAUGGAAUGGCAGAGACACGGCUCUCAUGGUCACCCGUGUGGUCAACCACAGGCGCUUCUCAGCCACAGUCAGCGUGGCGGACACGGCCCAGCGGAGCGUCAGCAAGUACCGUUGUGUGAUUCGCUCAGAUGGGGGUUCCGGUGUGUCUAACUAUGCAGAGCUGAUUGUGAAAGAACCUCCGACGCCCAUAGCCCCCCCAGAGCUGCUGGCUGUGGGGGCCACAUACCUGUGGAUCAAGCCGAAUGCCAAUUCCAUCAUCGGGGACGGCCCCAUCAUCCUCAAGGAGGUGGAAUACCGCACCACCACGGGCACCUGGGCUGAGACCCACAUCGUUGACUCUCCCAACUAUAAGCUGUGGCAUCUGGACCCUGAUGUGGAAUACGAGAUCCGGGUGCUCCUCACACGACCAGGAGAGGGAGGUACAGGACCUCCAGGGCCACCUCUCACCACCAGAACCAAGUGUGCUGACCCAGUGCAUGGUCCACAGAAUGUGGAGAUCGUGGAUAUCCGGGCCCGCCAGCUGACCCUGCAGUGGGAGCCCUUUGGCUAUGCGGUGACCCGCUGCCACAGCUACAACCUCACGGUUCAGUACCAGUACGUGUUCAACCAGCAGCAGUACGAGGCCGAAGAGGUGAUUCAGACCUCCUCCCACUACACCCUGCGUGGCCUUCGUCCUUUCAUGACCAUUCGGCUGCGCCUCCUGCUGUCCAACCCCGAGGGCCGGAUGGAGAGCGAGGAGCUGGUGGUUCAGACGGAAGAGGAUGUUCCAGGAGCUGUUCCUCUAGAGUCUAUCCAAGGGGGCCCAUUUGAAGAGAAGAUAUACAUCCAGUGGAAACCUCCCAAUGAGACCAAUGGAGUCAUAACACUCUAUGAGAUCAACUACAAAGCUGUUGGCUCCCUAGACCCCAGUGCCGAUCUGUCCAGCCAGAGGGGGAAGGUGUUCAAGCUCCGAAAUGAAACCCACCACUUGUUUGUGGGACUCUACCCAGGGACCACCUACUCCUUCACCAUCAAGGCCAGCACAGCAAAGGGCUUUGGUCCUCCCGUCACCACCAGGAUCGCCACCAAAAUUUCAGCUCCUUCGAUGCCUGAGUAUGACACAGACACUCCACUGAAUGAGACGGACACGACCAUCACGGUGAUGCUAAAGCCUGCUCAGUCGCGGGGAGCCCCUGUCAGUGUGUAUCAGCUAGUUGUCAAGGAGGAACGGCUUCAGAAGUCUCGGAGAGCAGCUGACAUCAUUGAGUGCUUCUCAGUGCCUGUGAGCUAUAGGAAUGCCUCCAACCUUGAUUCUCUACACUACUUUGCUGCUGAAUUGAAGCCUGCCAACCUUCCUGUCACCCAGCCAUUUACUGUGGGUGACAACAAGACUUAUAAUGGCUACUGGAACCCUCCUCUUUCCCCUCUGAAAAGCUAUAGCAUCUACUUCCAGGCACUCAGCAAAGCAAAUGGAGAGACCAAAAUCAACUGUGUUCGUCUGGCUACAAAAGCACCAAUGGGCAGCGCCCAGGUGACCCCGGGGACUCCACUCUGCCUCCUCACCACAGGAGCCUCCACACAGAACUCCAACACUGUGGAACCAGAGAAGCAGGUGGACAACACUGUGAAGAUGGCCGGCGUGAUCGCAGGCCUCCUCAUGUUCAUCAUAAUUCUCCUGGGCGUAAUGCUCACCAUUAAAAGGAGAAGAAAUGCUUAUUCCUACUCCUAUUACUUGUCCCAAAGGAAGCUGGCCAAGAAGCAGAAGGAGACCCAGAGUGGAGCGCAGAGGGAGAUGGGACCCGUGGCCUCAGCUGACAAGCCCUCCACCAAGCUCAAUGUCAAUCGCAAUGAUGAAGGCUUCUCCUCUAGCUCUCAGGAUGUGAACGGAUUCACAGAUGGCAGCCGUGGGGAGCUGUCCCAGCCCACCCUCACCAUCCAGACGCACCCCUACCGGGCCUGUGACCCAGUGGAGAUGAGCUAUCCUCGGGACCAGUUCCAGCCGGCCAUCCGGGUGGCCGACCUGCUGCAGCACAUCACGCAGAUGAAGAGAGGCCAGGGCUAUGGGUUCAAGGAAGAAUAUGAGGCUUUGCCGGAGGGACAGACAGCUUCAUGGGACACAGCCAAAGAGGACGAAAACCGCAAUAAGAAUCGAUAUGGGAACAUCAUAUCCUAUGACCAUUCCCGAGUGAGGCUGCUGGUGCUGGAUGGAGACCCACACUCUGACUAUAUCAACGCCAACUACAUUGAUGGGUACCAUCGUCCUCGGCACUACAUUGCAACUCAAGGUCCAAUGCAGGAGACCGUAAAGGACUUUUGGAGAAUGAUCUGGCAGGAGAACUCAGCCAGCAUCGUCAUGGUCACCAACCUCGUGGAAGUGGGCCGGCACCCAGCGGAACACACUGUGGGCAAUGCCACGCUAGGCCGUGCGGCGUCCCCCGGAAUGGUGAAAUGCGUGCGGUACUGGCCGGAUGACACGGAGGUCUAUGGGGACAUUAAGGUCACACUGAUUGAAACCGAGCCCCUGGCGGAAUAUGUCAUACGUACCUUCACAGUCCAGAAGAAAGGCUACCACGAGAUCCGGGAGCUUCGCCUCUUCCACUUCACCAGCUGGCCUGACCACGGCGUCCCCUGCUAUGCCACAGGCCUCCUGGGUUUUGUGCGCCAGGUCAAGUUCCUGAACCCCCCGGAGGCCGGGCCCAUCGUAGUCCACUGCAGUGCUGGGGCCGGAAGGACAGGCUGCUUCAUUGCCAUUGACACUAUGCUCGACAUGGCUGAGAACGAAGGGGUGGUGGACAUCUUCAAUUGUGUGCGUGAGCUCCGAGCCCAGAGGGUCAAUUUGGUACAGACAGAGGAGCAGUACGUGUUCGUACAUGAUGCCAUCCUAGAAGCUUGCCUCUGUGGCAACACCGCCAUCCCUGUGUGUGAGUUCCGUUCUCUCUACUACAACAUCAGCAGACUGGACCCGCAGACAAACUCCAGCCAGAUCAAGGAUGAAUUUCAGACCCUCAAUAUUGUGACUCCCCGCGUGAGGCCUGAAGAUUGCAGCAUUGGGCUUCUCCCCCGGAACCAUGACAAGAAUCGGAGCAUGGACGUCUUGCCACUGGACCGCUGUCUGCCCUUCCUCAUCUCAGUGGACGGCGAAUCCAGCAACUACAUCAAUGCGGCCCUGAUGGACAGCCACAAGCAGCCUGCUGCCUUCGUAGUCACUCAGCACCCACUACCUAACACCGUGGCCGACUUCUGGAGGCUGGUGUUCGACUACAACUGCUCCUCCGUGGUCAUGCUGAAUGAGAUGGACACUGCCCAGCUCUGUAAGCAGUACUGGCCUGAGAAGACUUCGGGGUGCUAUGGACCCAUCCAGGUGGAGUUUGUGUCAGCAGACAUCGAUGAGGACAUCAUCCACAGAAUAUUCCGCAUCUGUAACAUGGCCCGACCCCAGGAUGGGUAUCGCAUUGUCCAGCAUCUCCAGUACAUUGGCUGGCCGGCCUACCGGGACACACCCCCUUCCAAGCGUUCGCUGCUCAAAGUGGUACGACGGCUGGAGAAGUGGCAAGAGCAGUAUGAUGGAAGGGAAGGCCGCACAGUGGUCCACUGCCUAAAUGGGGGAGGCCGCAGCGGAACAUUCUGUGCCAUCUGCAGUGUGUGUGAGAUGAUCCAGCAGCAAAACAUCAUUGAUGUGUUUCACAUCGUGAAAACAUUGAGGAACAACAAGUCCAACAUGGUGGAGACCCUGGAACAGUAUAAAUUUGUAUACGAGGUGGCACUGGAAUAUUUAAGCUCCUUUUAGCCCAGUGGGAUGGGAACCUGCGUGCGGAGGUGGUGCAGCCCCGCCCCCAUUUCUGUGAAUGUGAGUGACUGGGACCAGGGGGCGAAGAGGGGGCACCCGGCCCGGCCAAGGAGAAGACUGGCAGCCUGCAGUGG
Messenger RNA from Sorex fumeus (smoky shrew), 4774 nucleotides. RefSeq names its product protein tyrosine phosphatase receptor type T (gene PTPRT). The record is from RefSeq and is a predicted model, not a curated record. Bases 189 to 4640 code for a protein of 1483 amino acids. Gene Ontology annotation, biological process: protein dephosphorylation. Gene Ontology annotation, cellular component: membrane. The transcript is spliced from 33 exons. Lineage: Eukaryota; Metazoa; Chordata; Mammalia; Eulipotyphla; Soricidae. Gene Ontology annotation, molecular function: protein binding; protein tyrosine phosphatase activity.